Messenger RNA from Gracilinanus agilis (Agile Gracile Mouse Opossum), 3612 nucleotides. It is a transcript of the gene ZNF507, whose product is annotated as zinc finger protein 507. NCBI's taxonomy places the organism in Eukaryota, Metazoa, Chordata, Mammalia, Didelphimorphia, Didelphidae. The transcript has 5 exons. Gene Ontology annotation, cellular component: nucleus. The coding region runs from base 1 to 2871 and encodes 956 amino acids. The record is from RefSeq and is a predicted model, not a curated record. Gene Ontology annotation, biological process: regulation of gene expression.
AUGGAAGAUACCAGCAGUGUUGCAGUAUUGGUACCUGGUAUUGGUGAACAAGAAGCUGUAUUGAUUUCUGAAACUGUCAUCAGUCCAUCAUUGGAAAUAGGGGAUGAACAGAGAAAAUAUAAAACAGACCCACUUAUUGAUGUUAUCCAGAAAUUGAGCAAGAUUGUAGAAAGUGAAAAGUCACAAAGAUGCCUUUUAAUUGGGAAAAAACGCUCCCAUCCAAAUGCUUCAAUGCUCACUCUUGAAACACAGGACCUUUGUGAGAUUCCUGCUAAAACAAUUGAACUACCUGCUUCUGGCACUAAAAGAACUGAGGAGCUGCAAGGUGAUUAUUAUAUCACUGAUUAUUUUCCACAGAAUAAUAGAAAGACUAUGUGUUACCAGUGCAGUCUUUGUAAGUUCUUAUCUUCUUCUUUGUCUGUGUUAAAAGAACAUAUCAAACAGCAUGGCCAGCAGAAUGAAGUGAUAUUAAUGUGCUCUGAGUGCCAUUUUAUAUCUAAGAGCCAAGAAGAACUUGAAGCUCACAUUGUAAAUUACCAUGGAAAUGAUGCCAAAACUCCUAUCGAAUCCAAAGUUCAGCAGUGCACUGGCCUUUCUAACCCCUCACUUCAGGGAACAAUAGAAGGGAAUCUCAAAACCGUUUCAGACCUCACUGUGAACUUGGACAGUAACGACAUGCAGACAAUCCAAGCUGCUUCUGUGGCAGAGAUGGGGAGGAGGAAAUGGUACACAUGUGAGCAGUAUGGCAUGUACCGGUGCUUGAUUUGUAGUUAUACUUGUGGUCAGCAGAGAAUGUUGAAAACACAUGCUUGGAAGCAUGCGGGGGAAGUAGAUUGUUCCUAUCCAAUUUUCGAAGAGGAAAAUGAUACUUUGGGCUUGUCAGACUCCUCAGCUACCACAGCUCAAGGAGUUGAAACAGUAGUUCUUGCUCUAGAAGAUGAUGAGCUGGGUAUUCAUAGUGGGCAGUCUGUUCAGGUGCAAAUCUGUAGUUCAGAACAACUGUCAUGCAGAUCUGUUGAACAAAACAGAGAAGUAAAUGAAAGCCUAAGACAGUCAACAUCCCUUGACCCUAAUGGAGAAGAAAUGUUGGAGGUGAUGUCUGAUACUGAAGACGGUCUGAUGGCUGAUAGCCUACUUUCAUCAGCACAGAAAAUCAUUAACUGCAGCCCAAAUAAGAAAGGUCAUGUUAAUGUAAUUGUGGAACGUUUGCCUAGUGCUGAAGAAACGGUGUUACAAAAACCUUUUCUGAUGAAUACUGACAUGGAAGAGGAAAAAAACCUAAUCUCCACAAAAACCCAGAUUGUUCGUGAAGAAUCAGAUGAAGUGUAUCAAACUGAUAAAAGCACUGUUGAAAUUGAAGAGGUGAUCAUAGGCUGGAGCAAUCCUGAGAAGAAAGACAAUGAGAUCAUCUCAAAUAAAGUUCUUGCUGCUGAUGAGAAUGCCCCUCCAGGCCGAAGAAGAACAAAUUCUGAGUCCCUAAGACUACACUCUUUAGCAGCAGAAGCUCUGGUCACAAUGCCUAUAAGAGCUGCAGAAUUAACUCGAGCCAGUCUUGGGCACUAUGGGGAUGUAAAUCUUUUAGAUCCAGAUACUGGGCAAAGACAAGUUGAAAAUACCAUAGCAGCAUAUUCUAAAUUGAUGUCUCCACUUAACUCUACAGAAGUGUUAACUAGCUUUAACCAAAGUGACUCUACAUUAGUAGAACUUACAGAAGACAAACAAGAAUUAUCAGAAGUGCCCGUUAAAAUGGGUAUUAGCAUGUCCCUGCUCACUGUAAUUGAAAAAUUGAGAGAAAGGACAGACCAGAAUGCUUCAGAUGAUGACAUUUUGAAAGAAUUGCAGGACAAUGCUCAGUGUCAGCCCACUGGUGAUUCAAGCUUGCCUGGAAACAGCUUGGUAGAAUUUAUCCCCAAUGCUGAUCGACCAUACCGUUGCCGCUUAUGUCACUAUACUAGUGGUAACAAGGGCUACAUUAAACAGCACUUGCGAGUCCACCGUCAGAGACAGCCUUACCAGUGUCCUAUUUGUGAGCAUAUAGCUGAUGACAGCAAGGAUCUAGAGAGCCACAUGAUCAACCACUGUAAAACCAGGAUGUAUCAAUGCAAACAGUGUGAAGAAUCUUUUCAUUAUAAGAGCCAGCUGAGAAACCAUGAAAGAGAGCGACAUACUGUUCCAGAUAAUUUGUCAAAAGUAAAUUCAAAUGAACCAAUAGUUUCAAAUGAGGCAGCUGAAGGAAAAUGUAUUCGGGAAGGUAAUAGAUCUUCAAUCCAGAGACUAUAUAAAUGUGAUGUGUGUGAUUAUACAAGUACAACCUAUGUUGGUGUCCGGAAUCACAGACGAAUACAUAGCUCUGAUAAGCCAUACAGAUGUUCUCUAUGUGGAUAUGUAUGUAGCCAUCCUCCAUCUUUGAAAUCCCAUAUGUGGAAACAUGCAAGUGACCAAAAUUAUAACUAUGAACAAGUGAAUAAGGCCAUCAAUGAUGCAAUUUCACAAAGUGGCAGGGUUCAAGGACAAUCUCUUGGAAAAUUUUUAUCAGAAAGCACUGAUGAGAAAGCUAAUUCUAUUGUGGGGAUUUCAGAGAAUUUGGUAUCAUUUUCAGAAACUAUUAGCCAGGCUCCCAGUGAAGUUAUAGGCCCCAGUGAGAAUAAAAAACUUAGCUCAGCUAAGAAUAAUACUUCACAAAAUUCAGAAAAGCACCCCAAACAGGCCCUUCCCAAUAUGGAAUACUGUGUUUUACUCUUCUGUUGUUGUAUUUGUGGUUUUGAAUCUACUAGCAAAGAAAACCUCUUAGAUCACAUGAAAGAGCACGAAGGUGAAAUUAUAAACAUCAUUCUAAAUAAGGACCACAAUGCAACUCUAAGCACAAAUUAGUUGGAAUAAUCUUUCUAGCAUCAGCUCUACCUUUAUUAAUAUCCACUGAGGUACUAGAAAAAGAAGAACUUACUUGUGUGAUAUUUGUAUAAAUGGCAAGUGUGACUUUGGUGAACUGAAUCCACCUAAUGCAGUAAGAAAAGGAAUUCUAAAUGGGCAAUACUUAAUAAAGAAUAAAUACUCCUAGUUAGUGAAUGCAAAUGGGGAAAAAAAAAAACAAAAGAAAUUUGUAUUGACCCUGUAUUCCUCCAUCUUGUGCCAAAUGUUUGCAUUUCCAAAUGCCUAUUAUAGACCUGAACAAAGGAGUUAAUAUAAAGUGUUUUCAGGAACUACUGUAAUAAAUAAAAAUACCUCCUUUAUUUUAGGUAAAGGUCAUUUGUUCUCCUUUCUAACUGGUGGUAUAACAGCUCUUGGGGGUAGAGAAUUUUACCUAAGAAACUAGGUCUGUUAAGUGUUAACUAACAGAGAGGACAAGAUCAGAAGGGAUGUACGGAACAAGUAGACUUUGGGACAAGAGAAUGUUUUUAGAGUCUCAUUGACUAUCUUUGCAGUAUGUUUUUGCAAUCCCAUGCGAAACUAAAAAGAAUCAGUCAUCCAGUGAAGUUUGGCAUAAAUGAGACUUUACAUACAAACCCAGCCACCUCUACAUUCAAGUGUGGUGUUCAAGUAGAUGUUUUAAAAGUGUCUUUUCAUCUACUUGUAUGGGAUCAUUUUGGAGAAGGAUAAGGGAGAAAUAAUCAA